Molecule: messenger RNA, 1028 nt
Organism: Gossypium raimondii (Peruvian cotton)
Lineage: Eukaryota; Viridiplantae; Streptophyta; Magnoliopsida; Malvales; Malvaceae
Exons: 3
Coding region: 89-598 (169 amino acids)
Source: RefSeq, a predicted model, not a curated record
CUCUCAAUAGAGCGAAAAGUCGGUAGAAUUUUGUCUGCAUUUUUCCUGCAGAAAAAAUCAGUCCACUGGGUUUGGCGUGAGGAAGGAGAUGGAAGGUAGCAGUGGGAAAGGCUACGCCUGGGCAAUCUCAGCUGGUUUCAACGCUGCGCUCGCUGCCGUUGCCGCUAAACUCUUGUUACCUCCAGUAAUUAGAUACGGUCUGGUCGUAUUUUUCAACGUUAUAAUGUGGGGAUGUUAUGUUAACAGCUUGAAAGCUCUUUCAUCUCUUCAAGCAACAGUUACGAAUUUUGCUACUAAUUUCCUCACUUCUGGGCUUGCCGGCUUCUUCUUGUUCGAGGAACUAUUGUCGUUUAAGUGGUUUGCAGGUGCCAUGUUCAUUGUAAUUGGUGUACUUAUCCUCAGCAAGUCAAGCGUAGAGAAGAGGGAAAGAAGGAUUAGAGUUGCCAUUAAUGGUUGCUGCAUUUCAGCUAUUAUAACUUUUGGAUUCUUUUGGCAUGUCUUUCCAACAACUAAAGAGAUGUUUUCAGUUUUAGCACUUAGCGAAUCAGUUGGAUUCGCGAUUUUCAUCCUUCUUUUUUGUGCGUGCAUGUGUAUUUGACUCGGUAUAUAAUUAAGUCAGUUACGGGGACAGAUGAACUCUGAUUUGGUUGCUUUUAUUUCCAUUGCAGAAUGUUAGUAUGUAAGAUGUUAACCAUGGAUCCCUAAGUCAGUUCUAAGUUCCUUGAUGGGUUACCAUAUGGGAUUAUAGAAAACAUGAUUGUAAGGAAUAAUAGCAGGCAAGUUGAUGCUCCAUUCCACAAUGAGAAGAUCAAAGGAUUUGAGAAUGGUUCUCAGGCAUCUGCGUCGGCUGAAUUCGAGUUGUAUUGUCCGAUGCGUUUGUUUCUGAGUUCAUAAGAUUGGAAUGUGUAAAUGUAAAUGGAUAGUGUUCUUUCUCUACAAUAAUAGGGGGGAUUAAACUUAGGGAGCAGAGGGUUUACAAUCCAAGUCAACUGAGGCCCAUUUUAUAACGUAGUAUGGUUUGUUCGACU